Messenger RNA from Pristis pectinata (smalltooth sawfish), 4653 nucleotides. RefSeq names its product MAM domain containing glycosylphosphatidylinositol anchor 2a (gene mdga2a). Gene Ontology annotation, molecular function: protein binding. The transcript has 18 exons. Gene Ontology annotation, biological process: homophilic cell-cell adhesion. The coding region runs from base 1 to 3501 and encodes 1166 amino acids. Lineage: Eukaryota; Metazoa; Chordata; Chondrichthyes; Rhinopristiformes; Pristidae. Gene Ontology annotation, cellular component: plasma membrane. The record is from RefSeq and is a predicted model, not a curated record.
AUGUUCACCAUCCGAGCACGUACUGAGCAACGUGAUGAUCGGGCUCCGCUAGCAGCCACUACAGCUGCUGACAAUUCCGCCCGGACUCACUCUCUCUCUCUAUUCCCCCCACCCCUCCUGCAUCCAAACCCUACAUCCACCCAGCCGCCCCACCGAGGGAGUGGGGGAUCGAAUCGGGCGCGGACGGGGACGCUGAUGCUGUCCGCUGCCUCCUCCGGCGCCUCUCUCGUUCUCUCUCCCUGCCGAGCUGACAUGUUUUCACCCCGCCAGCCUUGGAUACAGCAGGACCAACGCGAGUUACUUUUAAACAAGCGCCGUGGCUGGCAAAGCUAUCGCCUCUUACGGUGUAAUAACAGCCUCCAUCUCCAUGGGUUGGCUACACGUUGCGUCCCGGACAGUAACGGGCGCAGACCCGCUCUCAUAACCCUGAAACACCGACGUCUGUCUCCGUUGGACUUGAUCUCUUCAAAAAAAGAACCCACACCAUUAGAUUUUCUCGUAGUCGAUCGCCCUCCUGCCCAAUUAGGGACCGAGGGGAACACUGACGCUGGUCCCCGCCAGCCGGGAUUGCCGAACAGUCCGCCGAAGGCUGGAUAUGUUAACGUGAAGAUGGAUUUUGCUUAUCUGCUCUCGUGGCUGCUUACAAUUGUACUAGAAGGCAUUUCUGCCCAGGGGGUGUACGCUCCACCAACUGUAAGCAUCAUGCACUCUGGUCAAGCAUGUAACAUUGAGGAAGAACGAUAUACAGAGAGAGUGUACACAAUUCGGGAAGGAGAAACAUUGGAGCUUACCUGCCUUGUUCGAGGCCAUCCGCGGCCACAGAUCAGAUGGACCAAAACAGCAGGAAGUGCCUCUGACAGGUUCCACGAUAACAGUGUCUUCAAUGAAACCCUGAGGAUCACCAGAAUUCAGCGUCACCAGGGAGGUCGCUACUACUGCAAGGCCAACAAUGGCUUGAGUACCCCUGCAAUCAAGUCCAUCAGAGUAGAUGUAUACUAUUUGGAUGACCCUGUGCUGACCGUACAUCAAAGUAUAGGUGAAGCAAAGGAACAGUUUUACUUUGAAAGGACUGUGUUCCUUAGGUGUUCAGUCAAUUCCAAUCCUCCUGUCCGAUAUAGUUGGCGUCGAGGGAGAGAAAUUCUGUCACAAGGAUCAGACAAGGGGGUUGAAAUCUAUGAGCCAUUUUUUACCCAGGGUGAAAUAAAGAUCCUGAAAUUGAAGAAUCUUCGGCCCAAGGAUUAUGCAAAUUAUAGUUGCAUUGCGUCAGUCAGAAAUGUUUGUAACAUACCCGACAAGAUGGUCUCAUUCAAGCUCAGCAAUGCAACAGCUUCCCCCUCCAUCAAACUGUUGAUUCCUGAGCAGAUAGUCGUAAACCCUGGAGAUUCGGUAUCAAUGGUGUGUGUCACAACUGGAGGGGAUCCCCCUCCUACUCUUACCUGGAUCAAAGCCAUUGGAUCUCUUCCUGAAACAAGUGUGCUGAAAGGAGGGACGUUAACGCUGCACUCCAUCAAUGCGGAGGAGGCCGGGGCAUACAGCUGCCUUGCUAACAACAAUGUGGGCAACCCUGCUAAAAAGUCCAGUACAAUCACUGUAAGAGCUCUGAAAAAGGGACGUUUUUGGAUUACCCCAGAUCCGUACCAUGAUGACGACAACAUUCAGAUUGGCCGUGAGGUUAAAAUUUCCUGUCAGGUGGAGGCCAUUCCCCCGGAUGAGCUGACAUUCUCUUGGUUCAAGAAUGGACGUCCACUUCGGAGCUCGGAAAGGAUGGUUAUUUCCACAACGGAUCCUGAUGUCUCACCAGGCACAACCAGUCUGGACAUUAUUGACUUGAGGUUCACAGAUUUUGGGACAUAUACUUGUGUAGCUUCGCUAAAUAGCAAGGUUGUGCCUGACAUCAGCAUUGAUGUGAACAUCUCCAGCAGUACAGUUCCACCAACGCUAUCUGUCCCAAAAGAAAAGUCUCUGAUGGUUGCUCGAGAAGCUGACACAGUGGAACUGCAAUGCUUGGUUUCUGGGAAGCCGAAGCCCAUAAUCCUCUGGUCUCGCUAUGAUAAGGAAAAGGAAAAGGAGCUUCCAAUGCCUGAUGGCUCCAUGCAAAUGGAAAGUUAUGAUGGGUUACUGCGCAUCGUGAAUGUGUCCAGAGACAUGAAUGGAAUAUAUAAAUGCCAAACGAGCCAGUACAAUGGAUUUAACGUGAAACCGCGGGAAGCAGCUGUACAGCUCAUCGUGCAAUACCCACCAAGUGUGGAGCCUACAUUUCUGGAGAUUCGGCAGGGUCAAGGCCGGACCAUCACCAUGACCUGUAGAGUGCUGAAAGCUUAUCCGACCCGUGUGCUGGACUUUGAGUGGAAACUGGGAAAUAAGAUUUUAUUAACAGGGCGCUUUGAGUCACAGGAUUAUACGCAGAUCAGAGUGGACCAUCUCUCCAAAGACAACUAUGGAGUUUACAGCUGCAGCAUCAGUAAUGAAGCUGGUGCUGGCACGUGCAGCUUCCUUGUGACAGGUAAAGCUUAUCCUCCUGAAUUCUAUUACGAUACACCCAACCCACUUUGGCAAAAUCGAGCCCGAGUCUAUUCCUACAUGCUGCAGUGGACCCAGAUGAAUCCUAAUGCCGUUGACCGUAUCCUAGCAUAUCGUUUGGGGAUUAGGCAGACUGGCCAACAGCGCUGGUGGGAGCAAGAGAUCUCCAUGAAUACAAUGAUCCAGACAGGAGAGUUAAUCACACACAACCUCACUGAACUCUUGAAGCCUGAGGCCUAUGAGGUUCGCCUGACACCUAUUACACGAUUUGGGGAAGGCGAUUCCACCAUCCGAGUCAUUAAGUACACCGACGCUCCUAUGACAAAUCCACAUUUGGGAGAAUUCAACUGUGCAUUUGAAAAUGAUAAGAUCUGUGGGUUCACCCAAGACCGGCUCGAUAACUUUGACUGGACAAGGCAAAGUGCUUCAACUAGGAAUCCAAAGUAUACUCCAAAUACAGGACCGAGUGCUGAUCGAAGUGGCUCCAAGCAAGGUUACUACAUGUAUAUAGAAACUUCUCGCCCUCGAAAGGAAGGUGAAAAGGCUCGGCUACUGAGUCCUAUUUUCAGUACACUGCCUAAAAAUCCAUAUGGAUCAACAAACGGUGCUUACUGUGUCAGCUUCUACUAUAACAUGUAUGGAAAGCACAUAGGUACUUUGAACCUUUUUCUACGAUUCAAGGGAUCGACUAUAACUGAAAAUCUUAUUUGGAGUAUGUCUGGCAACCAAGGGGAUCAAUGGAUACAUGCAAGUAUCAACAUCAAUCCAAGUGGAACUUUUCAGCUGAUAUUUGAAGGCAUUCGGGGGCCUGGUAUAGAGGGGGAUAUUGCAAUCGAUGACAUAACUGUAACAGAAGGGGAGUGCCGGAAGGUAGAUCAGCCUCGCAACAAUUUGAAAACUGGUGGUGCAGUCUCUGUAUUGAUACAUAUAUGGCUGUUUCCAGUCACUCUUCUCAUCGCCAUGUUAAGCCAUCGAAGGUGACCUUAUUACGGCAGAGGCUGUGAAAAGAUUCAUCAGGCAUUGCACAAAGAAUGAAUCUUUAUACAUGGACCUUCAAAAAUAAUUACCAAAGAUUCAUCAGCUGACUGCAGAUUUCGACAGUACAAUUGGUGAUGAAAAGCAUCAUGGGAGUGAGAAAGGUGCCAGAUUUGAAUAAAAAACAAAGUGUUCCUAUGAAAAAUAGUCAACCCAAGAAAGAUUUUUUUUGUUGUUCUUGCUUUGGAGGGAUUUGAAAAUACAACUGCAUCUUGAUGGGCUCUGAGCGAGCUUAGAAAAUUUGUCAAAGCACAAAGAUUUAGCUGGUUUUAUUACAGUUGAAUGGUGAUGCUUGUCAACAGGAGACAAAAUGGAUGGCCAACAAAAAAAAAAAAUUCCUACUGGAAACAGGGUAGAAGAAGUGCUGACAAUUACUCCCCUUGAGAAAUUUUCAGCAAAGCAUUAGAAAACUGCGGGACCUUGUCCUCAGCUGCUCAUUCUGCUGUGAAUACCUGAUCUCACGAUUGUCCAUAGCAAGCAUUUAAUUUCUUUCCUGCCCCUUCACUGUCAACUUUGCUGUGCUUUAUUACACGUUUGGUCUCUCUGCAUGCAUUUCUGCCCAUUGUAUGUGAACUGGGCACAAAUAGUACAUGGGCUAAAUAGGAGUUUGCUUGUGGCCAUAAGAACACAACUGGUCAUCUGUCUGAAGUGAAGAAACCAAACCACCUUCUGUUCAUGACAUGCCAUAAAACCAAGUGCCUUCAAUUUGAAAAAAAAUAUAUAAAAAUUGCCUGAAUCACUUAAAUAGAAAACACUUUGCACUGCUAACUUUGGAGUGUGUGUAAAACCUUUUGUAUAUAUGUUGCAGCCGAUUCCUACAAUUAACAGGCAAAGCAAGCAGCCACUGUAUGGUUCCUCCAAGCAGAGACUCGAGUUACAAUCGAAGUCCUUGGGCAAGGCAUUCAUUAAAGCCAUCGAGGUGGUCGCAGCCUGUGAGCAUGUGAUUCUAUGGAAAAAUAACUUCCACCACUUAGGCUGAUAUUGGGAGCAUCACUUUGUACAGUUAUUGAGUGCAAAUGCGAUGACCAGAGCAAAGGUCCUCUAGAGGUGCGCACAGCCCAGAGAAUUCAAACAGAUGAUGGAUUGUACUUAUUUACG